AUGAAAAAGUCGGAGCUUUUACAAACGGAACUUUCGAGUUGCCAGAAAUCUUUGAUGUUUCGAGAACAAGAAUUAAAUGAUAUGAUAGUGAAGUAUCACAAAUUAGCGGAUGAAAAUAAACAAUUGAAGCGAGAAAACAAUUUUCUCAAAUCACGAAAUGACGAACUUUAUGCAGAGAAGCAGGAGCUUCGAAAGGAUUACACCAAAUUUCGUCAGUCAAUUGCAAAACUCGAACACGAGAGAGCAGGAAGUAUUGAAAAAAAUGGAACAAGUGUUGAACUCGGAAAAUUCGAAGAGCUGCUUAAAAGAUAUAAACAAAUGGAAUCCGACUUGCACACAAUGCUUGGAGUGAAAGAGGAAUUGUUGAUUGAAAGAGAUACUCUUCAAGGAAAAGUCUCUCGAUUGAGUAAUGAGUUGUCACUUUUGUUAAAUGGAGAUCCUAAAAGGGUUGGAGAAGAUCUAGAUUCGCUGAUUGCCGAAAAUCGGUUCUUAAAAUCGCGGCUGAAUACUGCCGAAGAGGAGAGUGAAGUAAUUAAGUCAACUUUGAGAAAGUAUAAGCAAAUGGUGGAAGCUCGAAAUCCACAGUUGCAGCCAAGUUCCAGCAAAUCUUCAAACGACAAAGAUCCUUCAGCUGAAGAACGAAGUAGCGUUGCCGUCAUAAAUAUGAAACAAAUCCGCGAAUUGCUUGCAUCGGUUUCAAUCGAAUUAGACGAGUCUGAUUAUCGAGCGAUCACAACGAUUUUACUUGAUUUGGUUAAUGACAAACAAAUGGCCUUGACGCACUUACGAAGAACUAACAAAAUUCUUGGCACGCGCUUAACGGAAUUCGAAGCAAAAGUAGCGCUGUUAGAAGCAAAAUCGAAAAACUCAAGCCCAAGGCAUGAAGUCGCCGCAGGAGAAGUGGAAAUACAGGUUCCAGAGAUAUUGAAAACUAUCUAA
This is a messenger RNA of Caenorhabditis bovis, 939 nucleotides long. Lineage: Eukaryota; Metazoa; Nematoda; Chromadorea; Rhabditida; Rhabditidae. The record is from the annotation of a GenBank genome assembly.